This is a messenger RNA of Acanthoscelides obtectus, 774 nucleotides long. NCBI's taxonomy places the organism in Eukaryota, Metazoa, Arthropoda, Insecta, Coleoptera, Chrysomelidae. The record is from the annotation of a GenBank genome assembly.
UAAAUUUUUUUGAUAAACAUAAUCUGAUUAAUGAAAACCAAUUUGGAUUCCAGAAAAACAAGUCUACCCAAGACGCAAUUUCUUUUUUGACAUCAAAAUUAUACAAAUUACUGGACCAAAGUGAAUAUGCCCUGUGUGUGCGUUUAGAUGUAGCCAAAGCAUUCGACACAGUAGACCACUAGCUACUAUUAGAAAUCUUACACGACUCAGAAAUUAGAGAAUAACUUGGGUGUUUUCAACAGAAUUAUUCCGAUGUUGGAGAAAAACAUUGGAUUCUUGACCUGGGAUCUACCUGGACAUGGACUGUCACCUAGAGAACCGGCAGGAACAUACUGUCAUCACAGUAGUCUUUUGCUUUCGAUUAAUUAUAUAAAAGAAUACAUGAAGUGGGACAAAUUCUCAUUUUUGGGACAUUCCAUGGGUGGCAUGCUGACUGGUGAGUACACGAUGAUGAAUCCAGGUUCAAUGGACUUCACUAUCUGCGUAGAUGGCCUCAAACCAAUCCAAAUUACGGAUUCUCUGAAAAAUGCUGGCAGGCUGCUUAAGAUGUUUCCACGGAUAAAUUCCUUUGUUACAUCUACAAGAGAACCACCCAGUUAUACUUCACAACAAGUAAUGGCCAUGACCACAAGGAUUCAUGGACGGUCCAUUGCUGCAGAUCAUGCUCACCAUCUAUUAGAGAGAGCAAUAAAGCCUUCAAAAAUAAAACCUGGUACAAUAUCGAGAGGCAUAGCGUUGUAGACAGCCCGGUGGGUGUUAACUAUUUAUGCAAGC